CAAAGUCAAUUCCCAAUCCACAAUCUAACAACCCCACUCAACCACUUCCCCACCUCCCCACGCUACCCAGCCACGAACCUCACCUUCCCGCUCCGCUACAUCCUCGACACCAGCCACUACCAACCCGGCGGCCCCGUCUUCAUAAUCGCCGGGGGCGAGACCUCCGCGCUGAACCGCCUCCCCUUCCUAUCGCAGGGGAUCGUCCACGAACUCGCGCGGAUCUACCAGGGGGUGGCCCUAAUCGUCGAACACCGGUACUACGGGACGAGUUACCCUGCCAGCACCAGCACCACCAAUACCACCACCACCUUCCAAGAUGACGACCAAACCAUCCCCCUCAGCGACCUGACCUACCUAACCACCGAACAAGCCCUCGCCGACUACGCCUACCUGGCCACCCACCUCCCCUCCUCCAUUAUCCCCCGAAUCACCGACCUCUCCCCGGCCAAGACCCCCUGGAUCGCCUACGGCGGCUCCUACGCCGGCGCCUUCGUCGCCUUCCUCCGCCACUCCUACCCGGACCUCUUCUGGGCCUCCAUCUCCAGCUCCGGCGUCACCGCCGCCAUCGAGGAUUACUGGGAGUACUACGAGCCGAUCCGCGUGCACGCGCCCAGGGAAUGCGUGGCGGCGCAGCAGGCGCUCAUCGCCUGGGUGGAUCGGGUGCUUCUCUUGCCGAAGGCGGCAGCAUCCGCCUCCUCUAACGCAAACGAGUCUUCCUCCGAAUCAAAAGACCGUGCGGACGUGCUGAAGGAGGUGUUCGGCGGGAAUGCGCCUAAUCUCACCGAUGAGAAUUUCGUGGCCGGGUUGGCGGAGCCGUUGGGGUUGUGGCAGGAACGGAAUUGGGAGCCGAGCGUUGGGGGGCGCGGGUUUGGGUGGUUUUGUGGGAAUAUCACUGCGCCUGCUGUUUUGGAUGAGGUGUUGGAGGGGGAGGUGGGGGCGAGGGUGAGGGGGUUGGUGAGGGAGGUGGUUGGCGAUGGAGAUGGGAAGGUGGAGGAGGUGGAGGAGUUGGCGACGGGGGUGGUGAAUUGGGUGGGGUUUGUACGGCGGGAGGGGGUUUUCUCUCCCCCUUCUUCCUCUGCGUCGUCUCCUUCGGACGCUGGGAAGGAAGAUGGUGGUGAAGGGGCAGGUGCAGGCGAGGACGACGACAACCGCCUCCCCCGCACGGCCUCGACCAGCUGGAACUACCAGGUCUGCACGGAAUGGGGCUACUUCAUGCCGGGCUCGACCGUGCCGGCGCACAUCGCGCCGCUCGUUUCGCGCCUCCUCACCCCCGACUUCUGGGUCGACAUGUGCAAUGCCACCUACGGCAUCACCAGCCCGCCGGACACGGACCGCAUCAAUCGGUACGGCGGCUUCGCGUUCUCGUAUCCCCGGGUCGCGCACAUCGGCGGCCUGGCCGAUCCCUGGAAGGAGGCGAGCCCCUUCGCGACGGGGCUGCCGGGGAGGGAUUCUACGGCGGAGGAGCCGAUGAUUCUCAUCAGUGUGCCGGCGGAGGAGGUCUACGAUGGGAUGGAGGGCGGGGUGCAUCACUGGGAUCAGAACGGGGUGUUUGGGGCGGAGGAGUACUGGGAGGGGAAGAGGGUGGUGCCUCCAAGGGGCGUGCGGGAAGCCCAAGGCGAGGUGAUCGGGUUCGUCGGCGGGUGGUUGGGCGAGUGGCGCGAGACCCAGCUACGG
Aspergillus aculeatus ATCC 16872 is the source of this 1674-nucleotide messenger RNA. Its product is annotated as putative extracelular serine carboxypeptidase. The record is from RefSeq and is a predicted model, not a curated record. Gene Ontology annotation, biological process: proteolysis. The transcript has a single exon. Gene Ontology annotation, molecular function: serine-type exopeptidase activity; dipeptidyl-peptidase activity. The annotation marks the transcript as partial. NCBI's taxonomy places the organism in Eukaryota, Fungi, Ascomycota, Eurotiomycetes, Eurotiales, Aspergillaceae.